AUGAGUAGUAUUAACAACUUCUUAUUAAUCAAAAAAUUUUUGAUUUUACUUUUGUAUGUUGUCUCAGUAAAAUGUAUUGGAUGUCCUUUCUGGCAAAUUGGAUCUAGCGAUAUUAAUAUGAACAUAAUCUAGAAAAUCAUUCUUCUAAAAUCUAAUCCCUAAAAUUAAGUAGAAGACAUAGCAGCGAUUGCUUACCAGCCAUUUAAUGUAGGAAUAUUUAAUAUUCAGAAAAAUAAGUAAUACUAAUUGAUGGGAUAGUCUGAGAGUGUGACACUCUAUUAAAUGGAUAAAGAUGAUAGACCAUAGCUUAAGGUUUCAGUAAUAAAUACUCUAGAUGCAAAUGGAAGAGUUAUUUCGUGGAAUUCUGGAAAUGGAUCUAGAUAAUAAGUGAUUUAAAUUCCUCUAAAUAUUGCUGUAAAACCUAAUUCUUGCUUAAAUUCACAAGAAACGCUAGUUGUAACAUGGGAUACAUAAUCACUAUUUGUUGUUGAUUUUUCUUCUCCAAACAAUAUAAGCUCUAAUGUUUAAGCUCUUUAAUUGGUUUCAGGAAAUAGUUUAGCUUAAUGCGUUAAUGAUAAGCUAAAUAGAAGAUUUUUACUUGCGAAUACUUAGGGAGUCAUAUUUUCAUAUGACAUUUAAACAAGGAAAUUUGUUUAACUAUUUUAGCUCAAUUCUUUUUCUAGUUUACAGUCAAUAUUCCCAACUUAGAAUACUAUUGCUAUUUCUUACGCACAAAUAUCUGGAUAGAGCUAUGCUGUUUCUUACAUAAACUCUACUCUCCAAUUCUCGCAAACUCUCCCUUAAAUUUCAACAUAGAUUUUAGUGAAUAAAUAAGAGGAUCAAGUAGUAAUCAUUGGAAAUUCUAACUUAUUCUAAGUUUGGAGCAUUAAGUUAAAUCAGAAAGUAUAUCAACCUAAUUUUCAACAAAUUAAGUGUGAUUAAAAAGACGCAAAUUAAACAAGUGUUGAUUCGUCUAUUAGCUUUACAUUUGGAUCAAUCAAUUAAAAUGAUGAAAUUGCAGUAGUAUCUAAUAAAUAUGUAUUUGCUUAUUCUAUGUCACAAUAAAAACCUUUGCUUUUUAAAAGUUAAAACUUUGGAGUGUAUCUUAUCCAAGCUUUUGUUCUUUAAAAUAACAUAAUUUUAAAUUAGUAGUACUCUGUGGCUAAUUUUAAUUUACUCACUUCUAAAUACCUAUAUGUUACAAACGUCUUUCCAAGCUAUAAGUCAUCUUAUGAUGUAGUAACUAAAAUUGAGAUAGAUUCUAAUUUGAAUAGAAUAAUCAGGAUAGAUUUAUCAGGCAAAAUUUAAUACUGGUCUAUUUUUGAUAACAUAGAGGAUAAUUUGAUCUUUUAUAUACAAACUAACUCCACUUUCUUCAUAGAUAGAUAAUUAAAUAAGAUGGUUUAAUUUGCUUACUAUACUGCCAACGGAGGUUUAAAUCAAAUACUUGUAUUUGACUAUAUAUAAGGAAUGUUAAUUGAUAGAAUUAGUAAUCCUUUUACUAGUAGUGAUAGCCAAACUUAUAUGCUUUAUCAAGAUAAGACAAACGGAUAUAUGGUAGGUUUCAUAUUAGAAUCAACCUCUUAUAUGAUCUAUAAAUUCAAUAAAAACUAUGACCACUCUUUGGUUUUUAAAGGAGUCUUAGUUAACAAUAGUAAGAUUAAUGGACCUAUAAUAUUACUUGAGAGUAGUUAGUAAAUUUUGGUAUAAAUUAAUGGAAAAUUGUAUUUGUUUAACUAUUUCUAUUCAAGUGGAAGUUCUAAUUAACCUGUCAGUUUUUAAGGUUCUGAUGCAACUAUUUCUUAAUACUUUUUCAUCAGCUCAACAAGUUAACUAGUUACUAUUUAAUAAUAGGCUAUUUAAAUAUACACAUAUAAUAGUAAUAAGUUAAGUUUGACGAAUUCAAUAAGUUAUUAUACAGGGAGUAGUAGCUCAAUAUCUUUAGUAUAAGAAUAAUAGAUAAUUAUUUUAAACAGAGGAAAUCAGCUAUUUCUUAAAAACUAUCAAACAAUGCAAGAAAAUAUAUUGGAUUUUGUUGAUUAAUCUGUUCUUAUGUACACAUAUGAUGGACCUAGAGCCCUUUUGAUUAUCAUUUUAGCAAAUUUUAAAAUAGAGGUUAUAAAUAUUGCAUAAGCCAAAGUUCUCUAUCUUUUACAACUUAAUAAUAAUGCUUUGUAAAUGAUGGAUAUAUUUCCUCAAUAUAAUUUAGUAGUUGUAUCAUACUAAAACGGAUAAGUUAUUUACUACAACUACAUUACAAAUAAUAUUCUCUCAAUUUUCAAUAACCAGUUUUUUAAUAAUUUGGAACAAAUAGAUAACAGGUCCAACUCCUUAGUAAUAAAGUCUAACCUAAAAAUUUUCACAAGAAGGAUGACAAACCUAGGAUUGAUAAAUUAGAUUUAAGAAAAAAUAGCUAUCAAUAGUUACUUUAUUGACGUCAAAAGUGGUUUGAGUUUUACUUUAACGAAUUAAGUAAAAAUCUUCAAUCACUUAACAUAACAAUACCUUCCAAAUUUUAACAGCAAUAUAAAAUAUUCACCUUAUAUUAUAUACUCAAUUCCUUCCCAAAACUGGCUAUUUCUUGGAUAUUCAAAUUCAACAGUAAAUCUUGUUUAUGUUUAUAGACUUGAUAAUUACCAAUAGAUAGGAAUAAUGGACCACAAUUAAACUUAAUGUAAUACAAUUAACAAAUUUUAUCAUGAUGUUAAAAUGAAUAGGUUGUUUUCUUCUUGUAAAACACCUGGAACUGUGGUUGUUUGGGAUUUAAAUAAUAAUUUUACUCUUAUAUAGUCUUUGAUAAAUGCAAAUCCAAGUGCUAUUUCUAGUAUAUCAUUCAACUAAAAUUUAGGAAUUAUCACUAUAAUGGGAUUAGCUUGGUGGUCAAGCACUUUUGAUUAUUAUACAUUGAACUAUAAAUGCUAAGUUGUUGGAAUCUAUAGUAAUUUUGAUUACACAAAUAAGUAUUAAGUUACUUGGGAUCAAAACGGUGAUUUUAGGCUUUAUGAUUACAAAUGUACACAAUUAGCAUAUAGGCACUGUGCAAAAAGUUGGAUUAAUCAACUAAUAAUAGAUGAGCAAUAAAUGAUCAUAACAACAAUAAGAAACUAAUUGAUUCUCCCAUAUUAACUUAACGAUGGUUUUCUAGACAAAGACAAUGGAUAUCUUUUAGUUGCAGAUUUUAAUGGUUACAUAUAUAUGAUAUCAUAUCCUUCACUAGUUUUGUAGUAAACAAUUUAAGUCACAUCCUAAAAGAUAAAUAAUGUCUAUUUAGAUAAAAUUCAUAAUUUAUUUUUAUUUGUAAGUUAACCUGCAUAAACUAUAUCUUACUACAACUUAAUUGAAUUUCUUUAAUCUAAUGCCUACUCAGUCUCAUUCAGAAAUACAGGUGUAAUGUCUACUUUAAGCACAAAGCAAGGAAUUAUAUUCCAUUAACACACAAACAUUGUAUAAAUUUGGGAUUACUAAAAUCAAUCUCUUAGAUAUGGAUUUUUUGUAAACGAUUAGCUUCCCUUAUAUGAAGCCUAGAGUAGGUUUGCAAUUUUAUAGGGUCAAGAUAAUGUUAGUGCUUUUAUAACUAGAGAUCAAAUCAUAUUCUUUAAUAUAAAUACAUUUGAUAUCAUAUACGUCUAAUCUUUAAAGUGUUUGAGGAGUACAUAACUUAAUAACUAUUUUAUAUGUUCUCAAGUUAAUGUUUUGACUAUCCUGAAUGUUAAUAGUUUUGCUUAAAGUUAGAUUAUUCAACUAUAGUAAAGCUCUGCUGUUAUAUAGUUACAAUCUAUAUUAGAGAUUAAUACCUUUUUUGUAACUACAUCUUAAGGAGAGAUUAUAUUUUUUACUCUUGACAAUAAUCAAAACAUAUUUUAGCAAUAGUUGUAUUCAUAACUACUAACAUAAGCUAUUGCUAAUUAUUAUUUUAUUAGAUUGAAUUAAAAUUACAUGAUCAUAGCUUCUUCUUUUGAUGGAUAAAUUGGAUAAAUGGUACUCUCAUAAAAAUUGAAUAUACUAAGCUAAUAAUAAUUACCUUUACCUGGUUUAAGUUCUCAUGCUCAUGUUAUGCUAUAAUACAAUAACUAAAUAUUUAUCAAAAGAAUACUCGAUUUCUCCUUAAGUUUAUACAACUCUAACGAUUUCACUUAGUUUAGUACUCUCCCUAGCCCCUGUAUUGGAUACUCAUACAAAUUAGAUAUCAAUCAAGAUUUUGACUUAAUUAUUUAAAGUUGCAUAGGAAAUUACUAAAUUAAUUAACUUUCUUCUUUAAAAAAUGUAGCUACUGGCAGGUAUAUUGCAAAUUUGAAUAUUACAGAUUAUGUUUAUACUCCUGAUUGCAAUUAGAUUGUCUUCAUAAACAAAGAUUACUUCAUUGAUGCUUACUUCACCACAAUUUUUAUUUACUAAAUAGAUUAUGCUAAUUAAAUAAUAAAAUAAUUAGGUAAUGAAAAAUUAUUUUCUUUCAAUUUUAAUUACAUAGAAAGUGUGGUCUUUGAUUAGCUAUAGAUUUUAAAUAUGACAUAAUCAGCAUAAAAUAUAGUAACAAUUUUCAAUUUCUAGUAGGUGAAUAAUAUGCUUUUUAAUCAAAUCAACGUAUCAUAGUCUAAUUUCAGUUAGAUCAAUCUUUUUUUCUUUUAAAAUGAUGUUAAUAAUAACAAAAGCUUAAUUAGAUUUUAGGAUUUGUAAAUCCAGUAAUCAGAAUUUCUCUUUAGAGAAGAUACAACAAGUACUUCAGCCAUUUUUAUUUCAAAUUAUAAUAAUGUCUCAUUUGAUAGAGUCAAUAUAAAUUAAAAUUCAGGUACUCCUAUACCUAUAAUUAAAAGCUAUGUUGUCUCUAAUUUAUCGUUAAGUAAUAUCAAGUUUACUAACAAUAAAGAAAUUAUGCUAUUUUCAUAUAACAGUAGCAUAAGUUAAGUGGUAGCAAAAGUAGCUUUAAAUUAGCAAUUACUUGAAGAUAAUAUAGCAAUUUGGACAUUAAAUAUAUCUAGUAACUAAUACAGCUUAUUUUCAAAAUACAGCAUUGUAUAAAUAUAUAGCCUCAAAUAGAAAAUUUCUAAAGCUGAUAUCAAUAACAAUAUUGAUUUAAAUUCAUCUAAUUAAAUUUUGAAUUUAAAAGCUUAUUAUCUGAAUUGCACAGAUGCUACUUUUAUACAAAAUUAAGGAUUUUAAAAUUUAUUUGUUGUCCUAAAUACCUAAUUAGGUAAUUUUUAGAGCUUAGUAGUUUGGAAUAACUAAGCUGCUUAAAGUAUUUUACUACUUUCAUCUAAAGUAUUAAUAUCUAAUUCGUAUUUGAAAGAAAAUAUAUCUAACAAUAAAUUAUUCUAAACCUCUGUGAUAAACAUACUUUCAAACUCAUAAGUGUCCUUGUCUUCAACAGAGUUUGAAUCUAAUUAAUCCUUUUUAGGGGGUUCAAUAUAUGUAUCUUAAAGUGAUUUAUAAAUAGAAUAAGUUUCAUUUAAAAAUGAUAUAAGUUAAAACUAAGGAGGAUCUAUAUAUUCAAUUUAAUCUACUCUUAGCCUAAGGUAAAGCUAAUUUACAAACUGCUCAUCUGAUCUAGGUGGAAGCAUAUACAUAUAAAAAGGAAGCAUAGAAUUAAAUUCUGUAAAUUCUUCAAAAUCAACUUCUAAUGAAGAUGGAGGCUUUUUAUAUGCUAGUAAUAUAGGAUAAUUUACAUUAUCAAAUUUAAAUCUAUAGGAUUGUAUAGCUUUCAAUGAUGGAGGGUGUAUAUAUCUAACAUCAUCUGGUGGAAAUAGUUCUUUUAUUGCCCAGUCUUUAAUUUAAAAUAGCAAAGCUUUUGGGAGCGGAGGAGGUAUUUUACUUGAUAAUACUGAUUUGUCUAUAAACUAAACUUAGUUUGUAAACAAUACCGCUGGAAUAGGUGGAGCCAUAAGAUACUUAAAUCUAAAACCUCUCUUUUUAAUUUAAAACUCUAAUGCCUCAAAAGAUUCUUGUAAAACAUUUAACCAAAAUCAUUGUUAAUAGAAUAAAGCUAUCAUUUUUGGAAAUUCAAUUGCCAGCUAUCCACAAUACGCUUCAAUAUUGCCAAGUAAUGACUUCAAAGUUAAUAUUGAUCACUAUCCUAAUGUUACACUAAGUAAUUUUAGAAGUGGAAUGAGUAGUUUUGAUUUCUCAGUCUAAUUUUUAGAUGAAUUCAAGAAUCUUGUCUAAUAAAUUAAUCUACAAGACCAGAGUUUAACAUAAUCACUAAGCCAGAAACUAAUUUAAGAAAUUAGCUAAUAUAAUUGCAGGGUGCAAAUAAAUCAAAUAAGUACCUCAUUAGAAGAAGAAACUAUAAAAAUAGAUGGAGCAACACUAGUAGAUUAUGCUUAUCAUGGCAAAAACAAAAUUGGAUGCUUAAUGAACAAUUUUAAAAUAGCUGGAAUUCCAACAAAAAGUGGUUUAAUGUCACUACAACUAAAUGGAAUGAAAUCACUUUAUGGAUCAAAUUAAUUUAGUAAUAUUACAGAUAUUUAAAUUAAUGUAUAAUUUAGAGAGUGCUAAGUUGGAGAGUACUAUACCUCAACAUGUGAUGGAUGCUAGCUUUAUGAGUGCACUUAAUGUUUAAAUGGUACAUAUUCUCUAGAGUAGCCUAAAAUAGGAAAGAAAAUUGAGUGCAAUACUUGUGAUACUUCUCAAACCAAUUCUUGCUUUCUCAAUUAGAUAGUCUUAAAAUAAAAUUACUGGUAAAUUAAUUAAUUAUUAUUUUAAAAUUAAUAAAUCUAUUUUGAAUUUUAGGAGAGUGAGCAAUCAAUCUGA
Molecule: messenger RNA, 6744 nt
Organism: Tetrahymena thermophila SB210
Lineage: Eukaryota; Ciliophora; Oligohymenophorea; Hymenostomatida; Tetrahymenidae
Product: transmembrane protein, putative
Exons: 14
Molecular function (GO): protein binding
Source: RefSeq, a predicted model, not a curated record